AUGUCCGCGAAGGGACCACAGGACACAGAAAAGCCAGUCACAGAAGGCGAAUCGUCCGAAUCGGAAGAGCUUCACACGCUCGAACAACUACACUCCAAAGCACAGGAAGAAGUAGAGGCUCUUCGCGAGUUGCUCGAAAAAACAAGGCGUGGCAGGAUUAAAGUGCAGCUGGAAACAGCCAUGCUUUCAAGAAUUCGAGAAGCAACGCAAAAAUGCAGUGACAAGUUGGAGCUAAUUCUCAAGAAGGAGGAUGGAGAAGCAUCGGUUGAGAAGGCUGCACACCUGGAGGAACUAGCCGGAUACGACAACCGUGUACACGUUUUAGAAGUACAAGGGACCUUAGAAGAGGAAGCACAGCUUACUUCGACUCAGCUGCUACUAGCUGCAGCUGACAAGUAUUUUCAGGAAACCUUGGCCUCGACGCAAGCAAGGAGCACGGAAUUCAAAGCAACUACUCUAAAAGAAGCUGAGGAGAUAAAGGAAGAAGUGGAAGUCCUCAGAAAAACACUUGAUCAAGAAUUGGAGCAAUCAUUAGAUUUACACGAGAGUGUAGCCCUGCUCGAGGUAGAAGAGCAAAAGAAUUGCCACAAAAAUAAGCUCAAGGCAUUCAAUGAAGAAGCGCUUAGCAGGUUAAAGGCCUACUAUGAGGAUAUUACACGAGACAACUUGCAGCUUGUCAAGAAACUGCGGGCCGAAAACGAGAGGAUGUCGGCUAAUAACAAGAGACUCAAAAAAGAAAUAGACGUAAUGGCAGCCCAAAAUGCAAAGAUCCGGGAACCCCUUAAAGAACAAGAAGCCCUAAAAGCCCGGCUCAAAGUGCAGCUCCGUUUUGUGGAGAAAGACAAGCUAGUCCUUCGCAAUCUUAAAAGGAGAAAUCAAAUGAUGGAAGAAAAUAUAAAGAAUGCGCGCAUGGAGGUUCGAAAUCUAGAACACCAGAAGAAAGCAAUAGGCCGUUCCAUUGGUCAACUGCAACAAAGUUUGAGGGAUGUGCAUCAAGAAACUAGUGCAGGGUCUGCUGCACACGGAGCGUUGCUGAGGCUCCAAGCGACAGAGACGCUUGCAAAGCUAGAUUCAAGCUUCCAGCGAAUACAGUCUACACAAUCUUGCCCCAAUUUGCCUCCAGGAGUAUCAUCAGCUAUUUGCGAGCUUAUCCAACAGACGAUUACUGACCAUAACCAAUGUGAAAGGGAUUUGAAAGAAGAGCUGCGCCGGUGCAUUGAGGCUUAUAAUGAUAUGUUAGUAUUUAUGCGCCAUCGUCUGGACGAGCUCAACGUGCCUCACUCUUCUAUCAAAGCCAAGAGUAUCGUGUACGAACAGACACAAGGCAUGCCUGAUAUCGGGGACGAAUCCGUUUCUGCGUCAGAAACAGCGCCCGACGGGAAAGACACAACUGUCAAUCAGGAGUCUGGUCAGGCCUCAGUUGAGUGGAAGGAAAGGGCAGAUGGAUCGGUAGCCACAGGCAGUUUAACAGGAGCAUCUAUCGACCGCGAAAGUGUUCCCAAAAGCUGCAGCCAUCCUUCCGGAUGGGCCAUUACUUAUCCGACAGCAAAAGGAUCGGACAAUAUCCACUUGGGGCAAGUGACGCUCCGGAGGCUGACCGGAAGUUAA
Eimeria acervulina is the source of this 1608-nucleotide messenger RNA. Its product is annotated as growth-arrest-specific protein 8, putative. Bases 1 to 1608 code for a protein of 535 amino acids. Gene Ontology annotation, molecular function: small GTPase binding; microtubule binding. Gene Ontology annotation, cellular component: motile cilium; microtubule; Golgi apparatus. Gene Ontology annotation, biological process: cell motility. The transcript has 7 exons. Lineage: Eukaryota; Apicomplexa; Conoidasida; Eucoccidiorida; Eimeriidae. The record is from RefSeq and is a predicted model, not a curated record.